This is a messenger RNA of Mya arenaria, 1727 nucleotides long. RefSeq names its product adipocyte enhancer-binding protein 1-like. The record is from RefSeq and is a predicted model, not a curated record. The coding region runs from base 1 to 630 and encodes 209 amino acids. The transcript is spliced from 4 exons. Lineage: Eukaryota; Metazoa; Mollusca; Bivalvia; Myida; Myidae.
AUGUGCCACUUGGCUACACGGAAAUGCAGAAGCAGGAUUUGCGGAUAUGACAAAGUGUCCAAAACAUGUUUCUAUAGUUUUGACACCUAUUCAGACCUCAACCAUAAUACUGAGACAACAAAGGUCGUGAUCAUACCAGAUGGUGGGUACUGUUAUAGUACAUAUUACCUUUUGAACGGAGCACGGCAGAUAACCGCUUCGUCUGUAUAUAGUGAUGGAUGUGAUACAAGAGGUGCCAGACUCUAUAGCGUAGCGUCUGAUUGGCAUGAGGGGGCAUGGAGUGCGGGGUACGCUGACACAAAUCAGUACAUACAGGUGCAGUUCAAUUGUCUAAACCAGGUUUCAGGGGUGGCCUUACAAGGAAAAGUUCUCAAUGAUCAAUAUGUGACUUCGUACAGAGUACUCUACAGCUGUGACUGCGUUAACUUUCAUACGGUCACUGACACGUAUGGGUAUUAUAAGACAUUCGCUGGAAACACAGACCCGGAUACGGUUGUUACAUCGAUGUUGCCAAGUCCGGUGACCGCUCUCUGUGUCAGAAUCAACCCAGUCACGUACAAAGAUUGGAUGUCCAUGAGGUUCGAAAUUCUCGGAUGUCCAGUGAAUGAGCUGCACUGCAUUAAUAAAUAAUUUAUGUUGUAUGCUUGCAAACUAUUCGAUUGACUGCAUGAAAUAUUACCGUUACUCUCGAGCCUAUUUCAUAAAUAGAAACCAGUACUAGUCCAUGAGUAGUAGUGAAUCAAACACAUAACUCUUUAGAUGACCGAUACCAAUAUGCCAUAAGACUAUCUCACCCUCGUUAUAGCAUUUUGCCAUUUCGUAUUUCGCAAAAUACCUGGCUGCCGAUGCUUAUGACGUUCUAUUCUAUUUGUGAGACGGGGGUUAGGUGUAUUGUUGCAGGAGUAUGCCACGAAACUAAGAAGUUGUGGUUUCGCUCCCCAGCAGGGAGAGAGUAGUCAAGUGGUUUGAUUGGCCACCUCACACCCAAAUUGGUUUUGGGUUAUAUCCCUACGAUGGAUACAUUAUUAUGGCCUCUCAAAUAGGAAACUAGUACUUGUUUCUACCUAGAAAAUGGACACAGUGAUUUCUAUUCUUUAUAUGACUUCACCAUUGAGCUAGCUAAAAACAGUACAAUCUAUUAAAUGUACAGCUAGUUUCGAUUUUAAUCUAAAUGCUUGCUAGUAUUUUGCUGAGAUUUUGAACAAAUGUUAAUACAAUAAGUAAGAAAAGACAGGCCUUUGUUAGCAACUUUACAUCUUUUCCUGACCUAACUUACACAGCAAACUUCCCCAUUAUCUUACUUUGUAUACAUACCCACCGUGGUGAUUAGAAGAUCCUUUUACUAUCGUUAUAAACUGUCUUUUCGUGUUAGGGUAGUGAGCUCAAUAAUAUAUCUUUCAUAAUCUGACCUCUGUCGAACUCACUCAAAGUAGUAACAGUUAUAAAUCAUUGUACACGUUCACAAGUGUCAAGUAUGAUUGCGGCGUGCGAUUGCUUUUCGGUGAUAGCUCGUCGUUCUUAUUGUUAUAAAUUUUGUUGUCGUUGGUGUAUUUUUUUUUUAUCUCGUUGGUGUUGUUAAUGAUGUAUAAUUGUGUUUUUUUGCUUGUGAGUCUAAACAGUUAUCGUCAUAGAAUUGAUGAGAAGGUCGGGAAUAAGGAAAUAUAAAACAUAUAUAAACAUUUAUGACAAAAGCUCAAGAAACGAAUGGAGCUGAAAGCAGCACAGCA